AUGAGUACCCUGACCGCUAACCUGACAGAGAACAUCACCACCAUCAUCCGACCCCCUUACUUCUACAUCAGUGGAUUCACAGGGAUCCCCAACAUGAAGUACUACUAUGUCUUCCUCUGUUUUGUAUACAUCAUCUCUCUGAUGGGCAAUUCCUUCGUCAUGUUUGUCAUCUACGUGGACCGCAGUCUCCACAGCCCCAAGUACAUCGCUGUGUUCAACCUGGCCUUCACAGAUAUGUGUGAGAGCACAGCCCUGGUCCCCAAUCUACUCGAUACAUUCCUGUUCGGCAGACAGUUCAUCUCCUACAACCAAUGUCUCGCCAACCUAUUCUUUGUCGUCAUCUUCCUCUUCAUGCAGUCCUUCAACCUCAUCAUCCUCUCCUAUGACAGACUGGUGGCCAUCUGCCUCCCGCUCAGGUACCACAUGUUAGUGAGUCACAGGUCCAUGUUUCAGCUGACCGGUGCUGCCUGGGUGUUCGCUGUGUUAAUUCUGUUGAUCGCUGUGGGAUUAAUCACCCGCCUCUCCUUCUGUAGGUCUGUGGUGAUCAACAGCUACUUCUGUGACCAUUAUCCUCUGUACAGUCUGGCUGCACCCUGUUCUGAUGUGCUCCCUAAUCUUGUGAUGUCAAACCUCAUCGCAUGUGUAAUCUUCUAUAUUCCCAUGGUUGUCAUUGUCGCAUCUUACAUCUGCAUCAUCCACACCCUCUUCACCAUCACACUUCCCAAGGACAGGCACAGGGCCAUCAAGACAUGCACCUCACACCUGAUACUAGUGGCCAUAUACUACCUGCCCAUUAAUAUCACCUACAUUUUCGUCUACAUGAUACCACUCAACAUACGGAUGAUCAACCUCUCCCUGACCUCUGCACUGCCUCCCAUGCUCAACCCCAUUAUUUAUGUUCUGAAGACAGAGGAAUUCAUGGUAUCAGCCAAGAGGAUGCUUAAAAGAAGGGGCGAUUGGGGGUCUGACUCCCUCUCCUCCGAUGACGACGAAGCUGUCUACAAGAGAGUGGAGGAGGAUCCCCUUGAGGAGCAAGGCUGGGGGUUGCCCCAAGACGGGUUCGGGGUGCCGCUGUGGGGUAUGGACCAGCUGGCCAGGCUGUAG
Molecule: messenger RNA, 1104 nt
Organism: Esox lucius (northern pike)
Lineage: Eukaryota; Metazoa; Chordata; Actinopteri; Esociformes; Esocidae
Product: olfactory receptor 2AT4-like
Exons: 8
Coding region: 1-1104 (367 amino acids)
Biological process (GO): G protein-coupled receptor signaling pathway
Cellular component (GO): membrane
Molecular function (GO): olfactory receptor activity; G protein-coupled receptor activity
Source: RefSeq, a predicted model, not a curated record